Nomia melanderi (Alkali bee) is the source of this 4064-nucleotide messenger RNA. RefSeq lists its product as uncharacterized. Lineage: Eukaryota; Metazoa; Arthropoda; Insecta; Hymenoptera; Halictidae. Gene Ontology annotation, molecular function: zinc ion binding; DNA-binding transcription factor activity, RNA polymerase II-specific; RNA polymerase II cis-regulatory region sequence-specific DNA binding. The record is from RefSeq and is a predicted model, not a curated record. Gene Ontology annotation, cellular component: nucleus. Gene Ontology annotation, biological process: regulation of transcription by RNA polymerase II.
CGCCGAUAUUAGUCCGUCGUUCGGCGAUUCACGCUGCCACUCCGUUUUCUUCCGCUCCUCGAGCCCGUCUACGAGCCUCUCUGACCCCGCGCAGACUGCAGCCUGUGUCCGGCCCGUAAGAUCCCGCAACAAUCCGCGGCGACCGCAAACAAAACGUCCCAGGAGGUAGUCCGCCACCGAGAUACGCUAUUGACCGACGAUCCCCGGGGGUGACUGGCGAUCAUCGACGCGCGUCACGGGCUGCCCGGCCCAAGGAACGAAGAGAUAGAUCCCUGCCGAAAGAUAAGAGCCACCACGGAGAUCCGAGAAUCCAGAUAGCCCACCGGAAAAAAGAAGAUGGACGCGGCGACGUCUUUCUAGCGCUGACCGACCGACUGAUACCCUAUCCCUCACCACAGAUACUCGAAAGUUUAGCGAUCGGCUUAUCGCGGAACACGCACGCGAGGAUUAAAGUCGACGCGCCAGUCGAACCGCGAUCAGAGACCGCGGAACGGAGAACAGUGACGGUGGAGUUGCCCGAGAGACCGUGGACGACGUGUUUGAUGAGCCUGCCGUGGGCCAGCCUAGUUAUGUUCUCGAUCGAGUACAGCAAGCAAUUCCUGAGCUACCGUAUACUCAAGUCCAACCGGUUCAAAUACAUCUGACGAUACGGACUCGGUCCUCGAGUGAUACAAGGGUGCGCGCGACAGGGUGUGGUGUGUGUAUGUGAGCGUGGACCGGGUUCUACCGUGGACGACUUGCUGGGGUACGGGGGUGGCUCGGGAAGAGCUGUACCGGGGUUGAACUGGUGCUCGCUGCGCGUUCACGCAAGACCUGGAACGUCUUGUUUCCUCGCGAUUCAGCCUUAACCGAUGCGUUGACGGUCUGCCCGGCUGCCUGCCGCUGGUUCGAGGGUGAACACGCGAGAGGGGAGAGAGAUCCGCGGGGCCAGCGCUCCGAAAGUAUCUCGGUUGAGUGGUUCGAUAACCGGACAGAUGUUAAACAGAUCGUAAAAAUACUGGAUAAGAAUUAUAGAUGCAUGAAACCUUCGAGAGAAACCUCGGUUUGAAGUAACCGUGAUACGCUCGAGACGAGAGGGAGCGAGAGUACGAACAACCCUUUCGGAGAUACGAUCAGGCGACACAGAGGUAGAGAGAGGGAGAGAGAGAAAGAAAGGGGGAGGCAGAAGGAAUUCGCUCGUAAAUUCUUCUCUCGUUUGGCCAAGGAGAACAUCGGCCACCGGGUUUCCACGAUUCCUAUAAUCGGGGGUAUUAAACGGGCUAAUUAAGAGGAGGGUCCAAUUAAAGCAAAGAGAGGAUCGCGGGGAGAAUUUGCACGUGUUUGGUCGAAUUAGCGGGUAGCGUGCGAGGGGGAGAGAGAGAGGAAGAUAGAGGGAUAUAGAGAAAGAGGAGCAAGAACAAGGGAAUAAAGAUGAUCGUUUACGUUCCUGGUAGAAUGCCAAGCCACGUUGGUCCGUACGGCGCCGCUCGUUACCCGGGCACCCUGCUAGGAGCAGUGCCGGGUUUUUACAGCCCGAUUUCCGGUUAUUCGACCAGCCCGAACUCCGCCGGCUACUACGGGAGCCUCAGCCUGCAUCGGCAACCACCGCUGGACCUUCCGGUUUGGCCGCGAAGGAUGCCGGUCGAGGAGGAACUGGGAACGUCGCCGUCGGCCGCGUUGCCAGGACUCGGCGCCACGCCGGGUGGUCUGGCGAACGGCGGACCGCCGAGUCCUGCGCACAGCGACUCCGACGCGUCCAGCUCCAGCCUGGAGCUCGGAUCCAUCCGCCGCGGGGAGAACGCUCAGCUCAAGUGCAGAUGGCAGAAUUGUGGUCGGUGGUUCACGUCCUUGGAACAACUGGCAGGACACGUCGCGCGGCUGCACGCCGCGCCGGGACCGCGAGGACUCUUUUAUUGCGGCUGGGAAGGAUGCGCGAGAGGUGAACGUGGAUUCAAUGCGAGAUAUAAGAUGUUAGUCCACGUCCGGACGCAUACGAACGAGAAGCCUCACCACUGCUUCCAAUGCGACAAGAGCUUCAGCCGCGCGGAGAACCUGAAGAUCCACGCGCGCUCCCACACGGGCGAGCGUCCGUACGUUUGCCCGGUGGAGGGCUGCAACAAGGCCUACUCGAACUCCUCGGACAGGUUCAAGCACACCAGGACCCACGCCGUGGACAAGCCGUACUGCUGUAAGGUGCCCGGCUGCCCGAAGCGAUACACCGAUCCGUCGUCCCUGCGCAAACACGUAAAAACGUACAGACACUACGUAAACAACAAUGACAAAGUACAGGAGAAGAGCUUCGACGAGAACAACUCCCAGGAGAAGACCAGGUUCGACACCACCUCGCCAGAGAAGCAGAACAACAGCACCAAUUCCGAGUCCGACAAGAAGGACAGCAGCAUCGAAAGCAGCACAUCAGGAUCGAGUCCAAAAGCGAGCAACAGCUUCGAGGAACAAAGGAACUUCGUCGAGUGGAACAACAUGUACAAUCUGCAGGAUCAGCGCAAAGAACAGGAACAGAUCACGCCGAGAAAGGUGUACGAACAAGACGUGAAGAUUUACCCCAGGAUCUACGACGACAGCUACAUAAUACCGGACAGGAUUCAAGUGAACCCCAUGUACGUUAACAGCCCGAUGAUCAAAGAGAGUCCUCCAGCUGUCCGAUCACCGCAGACUAGUCCUCAUCACAUUCCCGACCCCGUGCCUCGCAUCGGGAUGCAGUCGACACCCAUCAAGACCGAGGAGACCAUCGAGUACCCGACGAAAGUCAGCACCGUCGAUUACAGGAACAUCGAGUCGAUCGUGAACAGCACGCCCUGCAAAAAAGAGAACACUGUAGCCUGCGAUCCGAUCAGGCAUUCUGUGAUAAAGCGAGCGGAGGAUCUGAAGAUGGAGAUUGAACAGACGCCAACUAAAGAGGAGGUCUGCAAGGACACUAACGACUGCUGCUGCCGUCACAAGUGUUGCGUGCACAACAACGACAAUAUUCUAGAAAAGACCAAGAUCCUUUCCGAUUUGAUCCUCAAGGCACAAAACCCUUUGUUCAGGCACCUGUUAGGCACCGUUGAUCUGCAAUAUGGUUUGCAGAACAUGUGGGGCAACAUCGUGGACACGAACAACACCUGUGGACAGGACCUCCGCGUAAAGAUCGAGAACGUCGUCGAGAUGGAACAAGAUCUUCCAUUGGACCUGACGAUCAAUAAGUAGCUAGGCGUUCGCGGAGUUGUAUGAGCGAUUGCAGAGAAUGUGUCGGGUGUGGUGGAUCCAUGUCCCGUUCACGAAAAAAGGGUUUAGCUGUUGCGAAUUCGAAAGCCGGGCUCGAACUACCGGUGGCGACCCGUGUUAAGCGUUCUCUAGGUCCUCCUUGAGUCAAGUGCCUUGUACCGGCUGCGCAGAGACAAAUAUUUUUCAAUUUCCUCGCUGUGAUGAAGAUUUACCGAUCAGUUUUGUUAAUCCAAAAGGGCGACCUGGAGCGAACGCGAAUAGAAAAAUGAAACUUGGGGUCGCCAUCGAUAUGUCUCGUGUUCACGGAUUGCGAAGCAAUUGAAUCCGGUAUUCUUUGGGAACAAAAUUUUCUUGGGGAAUUGUAAUUGAACGAUGAAAAUCAAGGUAGAUGUAACCGGUGAAACGGAUUGACCUCAGCGAGAAAACUGUUUUGAUUAGACUGCGAAACCAAAUAAUAUCGUAAAUGCGUUAAUUUCUGUCGUUGUAGGGCAGCGUUAGUCGGAGAAGGAACGGUUGGUAAGAGAUUUGCUCAAUCUUAACUCGUCAAUGCCUCUCUUAGUGACUUAAGUAAGGAGUCUCGGUUGUCUAGAUUUUACGGGUAAUUCGAUGAAUCGGACGUGUAUGAUUUUGUACGCGGCACUGGAAUUCAAUCUAACAUCAAGGGAGAAAAACUUGCGCGGACCACCGCGUCGAAGCUAUCCCGGUAUCUUAUACUGAACACCGAUGUAUAAUAUGUAUAUAAAGAUAUAUUAUAUGUAAGUAGUUAUCCGAGAAUGAUAAGACGCGCGGCGGGAAAGUAUGUGCAUUUCUCAAUGACAAGGAUGAGCGUGCGUGUUUAACGACAAGAGAGUUAUUCAAUA